CUGUGGAAGUGUGCGCCACAGCAGAGCAGGAGCGCGGCAGGUUCAGCAGCAUCUGUCACCGCAGGACCACCACUCUUCCCACUGCAGGACCAACCACUCUUCCCAGUGCAAGAGCCCGACUCUCCCAGUUCCCCAGUCCCGUCAACUCAGCCCCAGGAACCCAGCACCUCUCCGCCGGUGCGCCAGGACCCAGAGGAGCCUUCCCGUUUCCAAGAGGCGACACCAGUCCCCCGGGGGUCGUGAAGUCGCUUGUGUGUGAAACCCUCCGCUAGGGACCCGAAGAGAGAGAGAGAGACCCGACCCAGCCUCACCUCCACCUGGAUAGCCCACUGCAGCGUCCCGGUCCCCCGGAGCUCCAGCGGAGAGACGGUGCGGAGGAGAGCUCAGAGCCGACCGGAGCAGGAGCAGCAGCAGGAGGAGGCAGGAUGAAGCUCAACAGCCAUCUGGUUUUCACCCUCUACACUGUUUACGGGAUUCUUCUUAAAGUGAUGGCUUCAAAAGGCAAAGUUCGAGGCGUCAGCGGUCAGUACCCUCUGGUUCAGAAUAUGACGGUGACAGAGGGUGGCACGGCGAACAUGACCUGCCGCGUGGAGUAUAAUGACAACACCUCCCUCCAGUGGUCAAACCCGGCACAGCAGACCCUCUUUUUCGGGGACAAGAAAGCUUUAAGAGACAACCGGAUUGAGCUGGUGCAUGCGUCCUGGUCGGAGCUGACCAUCAGUGUCAGUGACGUCACGCUGUCGGAUGAAGGCAUGUACACCUGUUCCCUCUUCACCAUGCCCGUCAGAACGGCCAAGGCCUACCUGACAGUUCUCGGUGUGCCCGAGAAGCCCGAGAUCGAUGGCCUGACGAAGCCCGCCCUGGAGGGAGACCACAUCACCCUGACCUGCAUCACUCAGGGCAGCAAGCCCGCCGCCGACCUGCGCUGGUUCAGGAAUGAGAAGGAGGUCAAAGGUGCCAAAGAGGUGAAUGCAAGUGGGAAGACAUUUACAGUACGGAGCUCUCUCCAGAUGUACGUGGACAGAAAGGACGAUGGAGUGGCCUACACCUGCAAAGUGGACCACGUGGCACUCACACAGACACCGCAGCAGGCCACUGAAGUACUGGAGGUCCACUAUCCUCCUCGUGUGGAUAUCCACCCCUCCCUUACAGUUACUCAGGAGGGUCAGUACUUGAAGUUGGAGUGCGUGUCCAAUGGAAACCCUUCGCCAGAUCCUGUGACGUGGACAAAAGACGGGGGUGAAAUUCCUGACCUGGACAGGAUGAUUGUAGAGGGGAGGGAGCUCACCUUUACCUCACUCAACAAGACAGACAAUGGCACCUACCGCUGCGAGGCCGCCAACCACCUCGGGAACAGCCGUGCUGAAUAUGUCCUCUACGUCUAUGACGCCCCCACCACCUCGCCUCAAUCCACCACUCCCCCCCUACAUCCCAUCCCUCCAGAUACUACUGAACUAUUAGGCACCUACGCCUCAGACCCCACAGUCAUUGGCAACAGAGAUCCCAACGCUCUGGGGCAGCACGGCACGGACCAUGCAUUGAUCGGAGGAGUGGUGGCCGUCGUGGUCUUCGUCACCUUGUGUUUAAUCAUUGUUCUGGGAAGAUACCUGGCCAGGCAUAAAGGAACAUACUUGACAAACGAAGCCAAAGGAGCGGACGAUGCGCCCGACGCCGACACAGCCAUCAUCAACGCCGAGGGCAACCAUGCACACGCAGAAGAAAAGAAAGAAUACUUCAUUUAGACUGCAGGGGGAGCUAUGCAGCUCUCUCCUUCUCCCUCUUCUCCUCUUUCGGUCUCUGUAUCUCUUUUUCUCUCUUUCUGUCUCGGCCCCGUUUCUUCUUCUCCACCUCUGACCACUGCCCCGUCGCGACCACCAGGAACCUGCAGGCAGUCCACGGAUAGAGAAGUUCCCCGAGUGUUGUUGCCUCUUUUUGUUAAGCCCAUUUCCUUCACUUACACCUCGUCCUUUAUUUCUUCCUCUCGUAUUCCGUUUCUUUCGACAGCCAGUUUUCACAGGCAGCUCCACCGUCGCUGCCGAAGUUUUGCCCUUUGUCACAUGUUUCCUCAUCGUUUGACAUGAGUUCCUGGAAAUCUGUGUAUCUGCCAUGACUGCUUCUUGCGUGUCCCCUCGUACGUCCUUCCCUCCCAGGCAGACAUCCGAACACACACACAAAAUCCUCUUUGUUCACACGCACACACACACACGCACACACACAC
Limanda limanda (common dab) is the source of this 2218-nucleotide messenger RNA. RefSeq names its product cell adhesion molecule 2a (gene cadm2a). The transcript is spliced from 11 exons. Lineage: Eukaryota; Metazoa; Chordata; Actinopteri; Pleuronectiformes; Pleuronectidae. The record is from RefSeq and is a predicted model, not a curated record. Bases 426 to 1742 code for a protein of 438 amino acids.